Messenger RNA from Schizosaccharomyces osmophilus, 2295 nucleotides. RefSeq names its product Golgi localized Alpha/Beta hydrolase fold, DUF726 family protein. The record is from RefSeq and is a predicted model, not a curated record. The transcript has a single exon. Bases 1 to 2295 code for a protein of 764 amino acids. NCBI's taxonomy places the organism in Eukaryota, Fungi, Ascomycota, Schizosaccharomycetes, Schizosaccharomycetales, Schizosaccharomycetaceae.
AUGGCAAACUUUCUAUCGAGACAGAAUAGUUUUUUGGAUGCUACGCAUUCUAUAUCAAACCAAUCGCAGACGUCGGAAGUAGCAAACGAAGAUGAAGCCUCCACCUUUGAAGAAAGAAAAGAUGAACUAUUCCAUAUGGAUACUGACCUCAAUGAGUCCUUUUCAACCAUGAAUGACUCAUGGCAACCAAUGCAAGUGAUUACAAGCUCCACGCCUGUGUUGGAAGAUGAAGACCCGCUGAGUAGCUUCUCAUGCCAGCCUGGUGAAAUUACAAAUCAAGAAUUGUUGACAGAUGCCCAAUAUACGCGUGUUUAUCGAGACGAAAACGAAGACCAAAAGCAUCAGCUUGAUAGCAACGCUAUGAAGGUACUCAGUAUUAAUGACAACGAUCAAGAUGAGUUAAACAUGGAGAACCAAAUGGGUGUCACUGAAGGUAUUCUGACUGAAUCAGAAAAAAUGGCAUACGCUGGCGUAUGCAGAUUAGCAAUAAUGUUAAUGGUUGAUAAUGUCGCUCAACUAACGUCUUUUUCUUGGUAUCGAGGCGAAUGCAAAAGCGCGCUUGAAAACAUCAUUGUUUGGGCCGACAAGGUUACCGAAAACUUGUAUGAACAUCUGGACAUCUCUAAGGAAGAACGAAAAAUGAUUGAAAAUCUUCAGCGGCAUUCUGUCUCGUUAGGAGACCUUGCCAAAAUCCUUGUAUCAUCUAAUCAUGUAACUUCAACUUCAGACAUUCUGGAAGAUGAAGACUUAGUUGAUGAAGCUGUUGCGUCAGAUUUGAAGACAUCUAAAGAAGUACGGAUUGACGUUCGUUGGACUGUGAUUUGUGAUCUUUUCCUGGUGUUAAUAUCCAAAUCCAUCUAUGAUGCUCGUUCACGUGUACUCUUAUACUUUGUGGGCAAAUUGUUGGGUUUAGACUCGUUGGAAAUCACAAAGUUUGAGAAAUACAUAAUUGAGACCAUCGAAACUGAUCAUGUUAAUGAAUUAGACAUGGGAUCAAGCUCGAAUAGUGAAGCUGUCGUCAAAUUUCGUAAGAAAUUUUCGAAACGUCGCAAAUAUGUCUUGAUGGGUUUGGCAGGUGUCGGUGGAGGUUUAGUCAUUGGGCUCUCUUCUGGUCUUUUAGCUCCCUUUAUUUCAGCUGGUAUAGGAGCUGCAUUUACUACUGUUGGCUUGGGUGGUGUCGCAUCUUCAGGUUUCUUGGCUGGCGGAGGAAGCGCAGCUAUAAUUACCGUCGGGGGUGUUUUAUCUGGAACACAUUUAGGAACCGCUGGAAUGGCUCGUAGAAAAGCCGAUGUCAAAACUUUUGAAUUUCGGCCAUUACAUGCCAACGGACGUUCCAAUGUUGUUGUAACCGUAUCUGGGUGGAUGUCAGGUAAAGAAGAUGAUGUGCGUUUGUCGUUUUCUUCCCUUGAUCCAAUAGUUGGCGAUGUGUUUUCGGUUCUCUGGGAGCCUGAAGUGCUUGCGUCUGCUGGUCAGACGAUGAACAUUUUAGCUACCGAAGUUAUGACCCAAUCAUUGCAACAAGUUUUGGGUUCCACGGUACUGGUAUCAUUGAUGGGUGCAAUCCAAGUUCCUUUAAUUCUAACAAAACUGAGCUAUUUAAUAGAUAAUCCCUGGAACAACUCUUUGGAUCGAGCCAAAUCCACUGGUCAAUUGCUCGCCGAUUUAUUGUGCUAUAGGUAUUUAGGAGUCAGACCGGUAACCUUAGUAGGCUAUUCAUUAGGUGCUCGUGUGAUAUACUAUUGUUUGAGAGAGUUAGAGAAGAAGAAAGAGUAUAGUGUGGUGGAAAACGUGUAUAUCUUUGGUACUCCCGUUAUCUUUAAGCGUUCUUCUUGGCUAAAAGCAAGUUCAGUUGUAGCCGGACGUUUUGUUAACGGCUUCAAGAAAAAUGACUGGAUCCUUGGUUAUCUCUUUCGAGCUACUUCUGGUGGAAUAGGACGCGUUGCUGGAUUGAGAAGCAUUGACGAUAUUCCUGGCAUGGAAAAUAUUGAUGUUACUGAUUUAGUCCCAGGUCACUUAGCUUAUCGAGAAGUUAUGCCGGAGCUAUUGUCUUUAAUUGGAUUUGAGUUACUUAAUGAAGAACCAGAUCUUGUACAGGAACCAAUACCUGAGUCUUUACAGGAGCGACAAUCCGAGCUGCUUCAUGAAGUUGAAGCGGAAGAGUGUCAAAAAAAGCAACAAGAGCUGAUUGCUCAUACUAUGAAAGCGAAGGGACGUAAGUAUACACCUGAAAGUACUUCUAUUUAUCGUAGUCUAAAGAAAUCUAAAAAGAAAUGCGGUUCAUCUUCGAAACCAUAG